AUGGCCACUGAAACGCCACUUCUCAUUGCUAAUAAUGUUAUAGAAUCAUAUCCUGAAGGCCACGAAACCACUGGAACACUCACCAUCUCCCUCGUCGGCUUUAAGGUCGGCGGCAACCCGUCUGGAAACUUGUCGACUGAAACUUAUCUCGACCUAACUCUUCCAUCUGGUGCCAAUUUACCAGUUCCUGCAUCCACACGGGUAUGGCAGCCUACACCGACAAGUUUUUCGAUUGAACUGAGCGAGUCAACUUUGGAAUAUUUACUGGAAGCUACAGGAGAUAUGGUUUCGCCCCAGACUAUACUUGAUUUUGCGCAAGCGUCUGCACCUAAUUGGUCCCAGCAGCAGGUGAGAUCAUUUUCUGAAACGCUGGAAACUGUGCAGUCAAUUUUCGCACAAUAUGCCCAAUUUGCACACCCGGAAAUGACACCUGGAUCACUGGUUCUGGUUGCAGAAGAAGACGGAAGUCCUGUGGCAAACCUCAAAGUGGAUGAGCCUAUACAGCCACUACCGAAUGAUAAGUCGCCUGUAGUUGUGGAGGUUAUUGAAGGAGGGGCACGGGUGAGUGUACGACCUGCUACGGAGGAAGAGCAGGCUGCGAUUGAAGCUGGGGUCGAUGCUACGAUGGUUGAUGAGCUUCCCAAGGCAUACAGGGAUGACAAGUUGAUUGGAGCAGCUGUGGGAGUUUCCCGAGGGUUAGUGUAUGCCUCGCAAACGCUUGCUCAUGGUCUUAAUAAGGCUGCGGAUUGGUAUACAUACUCGAGGCCUGUAACGGAGACUCCAUUAGUGUUUGAGGAGAGUACUAAGAAGCGGGUUCAUAGGGUUGCGCAGGUAUCUGGGACAGGUGCCAAGUAUACACGUAAGGCGUCUAGUGCUGUUCAGAAUCUUGCUGCUGGUCUUGGUGAGCGGAUGACUAAGAAGCGGGAAGCCAAGGCUGGAGGUAAGAAUGGAAGUUCUUCUCCAUCAUUAUUGAACCGGUCACUUGUUGCAUUUUCGACAGUUAUGGAUGGCUUGGAUACAGCUACACAGACUGUUGUGAACAGUGCAGCGGGGUCAUCUGCUAAAGUUGUUGGACAUGCGUAUGGACCGGAGGCUAGAGGGCUUGCAGAAGAAGUUGGACGGAGUGUUACGCAUGUUGCAGCUGUUUAUGUGGAUGUUAGGGGGGUAUCGAGGAAGGCGAUUGUUAAGGGAUUUACUAAGGGAGCUGUUCGUGGUGUUGUUAGUAGUGGUGGUGAUGGUGGUGAGCAUAAAGAAGAUGAAGCUCAGGUGGUUGUUUUAGGAGGGUCGGAAAAGGGGUUUGUAAAUGAGAGGUAUUGA
This is a messenger RNA of Magnusiomyces paraingens, 1317 nucleotides long. RefSeq lists its product as uncharacterized. NCBI's taxonomy places the organism in Eukaryota, Fungi, Ascomycota, Dipodascomycetes, Dipodascales, Dipodascaceae. Bases 1 to 1317 code for a protein of 438 amino acids. Gene Ontology annotation, cellular component: plasma membrane. The record is from RefSeq and is a predicted model, not a curated record. The transcript has a single exon. Gene Ontology annotation, biological process: cell division.